AGCAGCACCUGGGGCUCCUAACCCUCAAUCAUUCUCGAAAUUGUUUUGUUUUGAUUUUCAUUUCGGAGCAAUCGUGAAUUUAAAAAAUGGAGAGUGCAGAGGAGCAGGGAGAGGGUGACAAUGGGUUAUCAUCGACAAUUGUUGAACCAGGGGACGUCGAUGAGGAUGAGAUGAACACUAUGAGGGGUGAUACUGUUGGAGAAACCGCCUACAGUGGCAGUUGGAUUCUAAAAACACUGAUUUCCCUGUCAAAGCUUCCAGAAGAGGUGAAAUGGUCCACUGACAUAGAAGAAGAUUUAUGUUACUUGUGGGACAUGACUGCAGAGAAGGACGUCGUAUCAUUUAUGAUUGAGAACCAGUUUUUAUCCAUUGCAGAGCAUGUUUUAGACAACUCCACGGAGGAGAGACUGACGGAAAUAAUCGUAGGAAUCACCGGAAAUUUAUGCUGUCAGUCUGAUAUUUUGUCUCGAGUAGCGGAAAACUCAGAGCUCGUGGAUUCGUUACUGAGUAUACUGCUCAGCAACGACACUGAGACAUUAAUUCAAGUCCUGAGGAUACUCCAGGCUGCAGUAUGGAAUCUCCAGAGUGAAAAUUGGAGUUCAAAGUGGUUGGAGAGCUUGAAGCAGUGCAAAUUCCUUGGCGACUCCUUGAUAUUCAUUCUAAAAAGUUCUACGAAUGAAAAUCUGGUGAUAGCUACACUAACUCUCCUGCAGUCCAUCACCGCCAUCGAAACUGAAAACUCCCUCCUCUUCAAAGAAACCUUCGACAUGAAGUCCCUGUUACCAGCCCUAGUGGAAGCAUUCUCCCAACUAAUCCCACAAAGAUCGAGUGAUGAAAUUCACAGCAGUAAAGAGUUGAAAGUAAUCGAGAAUUGGCUGGAGAUUCUAUCGAAAAUCCUCGAGGUCUCUUCCCCAAAUGUACGAGACGUUAUUGAAAAUGAUGGGGCAGUCGUUAAUUCGUUGAUGCGAAUACUGGAGCCGUACAAAACUCCUGAGAAUCUCAAGAUGAUUGCCAUGGAGGAGCCACAGAUAAUAGACUGCAUUCAUCAGACGAUUGAACUUAUCGAGUGGUUUCAAAAAAGUCGAUUUGAUGUUGAUGUCACAGUGGUUUCUAUUGUACUGGAGAUCAUGUAUCAGUUGCAUAUUUUGACGAGUUCUAAUUUCAACGAGACAGGGGAGAACCUGCGAGUGAAGGAGCUUCGAAAGUAUCUAGAAACUUACUGGAUAAAGUUGCAGUCCCCUGGAGGUCUCAACAUUUCAGAACUUCUUGAACUUUCAUCAGCAGAAACGAAGCAUUAUCUGAUAAAUAAUUUCUGAAAGUCAAACUUUCCUAGCCCUGCAGCAGGAAGUGAAUCAUUUCAUUCAAUCGUUGCAUUGUGAUAAAUUUCGAUGGACGAUGGGGCAGUAAAUUUAAGUGUCCUUGACUGAGGCUCUACGAUAACUAUUGGCUAAUGUAAAGGUGCACGUACGAGUGAGCAUGAAAAUUAAUAAUCAAACCGUAAAGAAGCUGAACUGAAACGAAUAUGCGACAAGAACAAUGAAUUUAUUUUCACUGGAAUCACAAUUUACUUUCAAAACAUCUUUGAAAGCAAAGGGGUUACUCUGAUGUUCAGAGAAAUUUCUCAAAGAAGUUCUUUGUGGAGAAUUUAAAGUAAAAGCGGCAUUUUCCAAUUCGUUUUGUAGUCGAUCCCUUGCGAAGUUUACCAUGUAAAUAUCUCGAGAGUGAUUAAAGUGAGACAUUGGAAUUCAUGAAUUCAUUUCAAAUUAAAUCACAGAUUAUUUUGAGAAUGUCUCUGAAAGCAAAGAGUUCACAUUAUAAUGUCCAGAUAAAUUUGUCAAAGGAUUUCUGUGACAAAUUCUUGAAGUUUAAAAAAACAUUUCAGUGAUGUUUGCUAAAUAAUCUGCAAAACCUUGUGAACUUUGAAAUUCUGAAAUCAAUUUUCUUGUGAAGUGUAUGAUGUAAAUGAGAGUGAUUAAAGUGAGACAUUUGAACUCAUGAAUUCAUUUCAAAUUAAAUCACAGAUUAUUUUGAGAAUGUCUCUGAAAGCAAAGGGUUCACAUGAUAAUCUCCAGAUAAAUUUGUCAAAGGAUUUCUGUGACAAAUUCUUGAAGUUUAAAAAAACAUUUCAGUGAUGUUUGCUAAAUAAUUUGCAAAAC
Diachasma alloeum is the source of this 2156-nucleotide messenger RNA. RefSeq names its product protein saal1. Bases 87 to 1316 code for a protein of 409 amino acids. The transcript is spliced from 5 exons. Lineage: Eukaryota; Metazoa; Arthropoda; Insecta; Hymenoptera; Braconidae. The record is from RefSeq and is a predicted model, not a curated record.